UUGUGUUCGAAAAUCCCGUUCAAUUUCGUCGAGCCAAUUACAAAUACCCAGAUUUUUUCGUUUUUUUGGUUUUUGCGUUGUAACCGUAAAUUUGUUGAUCGUAUUGGGACAGGCUUUACCAUGAGUGCUGCAUACUCGGCGUAAGGCCGCCGCUUCCCUGUAUCGUUAUCUAUCCGUGCUGUGUUAUUGUACGAUGAAACGUCCAGUCGCGAACUCAGCCGCGGCCGUCCGCUCCCGCCGCUCCCACACCGUCAUUCCCGCCGAUCCCUCAUCCGCACCCCCUCUCCCGCCUGAUCCCGCGCUGCAGAUGGAUCUGCGCCGCAUCACCCGCUCCCUGUCGCAGUCGCGCUGCGUGCUGGCCGUGUCCGCGGAGAGCCAGGCCGAGCCUGACCCGCGCGCAGCCUCGGAGGCCGCAGCGUCGCCGCAGGUCUCCUGCUACUCGCAGGCCUCCUCCCUCCCCGACCCGGCGCCGUCCCCCGAUGCGGCCAGCCUGGCGGAGGCCUCCUCCGUCUCCGGCUCCAGUAAUCACGGUCCGCGACACCUUCCGCCCGCCCCGCCCUCCUUCUACAGUGAACGCGUGAUGGCCAGCCCGACGAGCAUCUUCCACCGCCGCAAGACGCCCUUAUCGGCCCCCACUGUGACGACUCGCGGUCCCGCGACCAUGAGCCCCUUCCGGCCGGCCUCCGCCCCGCAGGGGGCCGCGUUCCCUCCCCGUCCCGCGGGCGGGGUGAGGCGCGCAUCCCAGUCCGGUGAUUUCUUCGUGCUGACCAGUUGGCAAGUGAAGGUGGCGCUGGUGGCGGCCGCGCUCUUCGGCUUCGUCCUGGCCGUCGUCUACAUUAAUUUACGCCCGGCGCCGGCGCCCACAGCGCUCAUAGAAGGACAGUGGAUGCCACGCGUUGGGCUGCCGUGCGCGCAGAAUACGCCGUCUCCCAACACGGAGAUCAACCCGAGAAAAGACGACGAUGCGGUGGGCAGUCCCGACCCGUCCGGGGCGCUGAACCCGCCGGAGCCGCAGAUUGCCUUCGAUUACGCGCUGCUGUCGUUGGGCGCCCGUGUGCUGAGCACCCGCGACACGCAGCCGUUGACCGUGUUCGACGCCAAGAUCCUCGGCUUCACGGUGUACCAGGAGAGCGAGUGGAAUUCCCUACAGGAAGCGCCACUACUUCCCCUCAUCGUCCCCGGACGCUGCUGGCGCUUCCAGGGAUUUCCUGGAAGACUGGUGAUCCAGCUAGCCGAGCCGGUGGACAUCAGCGCCUUCUCGCUGUCGCACUUGAGCAGCCGCAGCGUCCCGCCCUCCCGCCUGACCUCCGCGCCCUCCCACUUUGAAGUGUGGGCGUUGGCCGAUGAGAACGACGAAGACGGCGUGUUGCUGGGCAACUACACCUACGUUUUAUCCCCUCUGCGGCCCAGUCAGCAUUUUCCGGUCCAGCAACCACUGGAUCGCGCCGUGGCGAUUGUGGAGUUGCGGGUGCUGGCCAACCACGGCCAUCCGCACUUCACCUGUGUCUACCGCUUCAAGGUCUUCGGAAUGCCGGUGGAAAACAUGCCGGAUGAGUGAUUUCCGGGUAACAAUGUGUGACGGAUGUUUUUGAACACGGUGAAGGUAUUGUGUACGGGAUUUGUGUACGGUUUCCUCGAUUUUGUUGUUGUUUAGCUCCUUUUUUUGUAUUUACUAUGUCGUCGCAGCCGGCUGGUUUUGUAUUCGCGGGCGGUCUGCCGGUGACCUUUACCUGUGCGUCCGGUUCACUGGUGAUUGUGCAAGCCGAUAGCAUAAUGGUUUUUUAUGGAUGUUUGCCGGACUAAUGUCGGUACGAAUAUGAGAAUGGUAAUAAACG
Molecule: messenger RNA, 1835 nt
Organism: Paramacrobiotus metropolitanus
Lineage: Eukaryota; Metazoa; Tardigrada; Eutardigrada; Parachela; Macrobiotidae
Exons: 4
Coding region: 194-1558 (454 amino acids)
Biological process (GO): nuclear envelope organization
Cellular component (GO): nuclear envelope; meiotic nuclear membrane microtubule tethering complex
Molecular function (GO): protein-membrane adaptor activity
Source: RefSeq, a predicted model, not a curated record